UCGCCUUCCUCGCACAACGCGGGCACAACGGAGUUUUACUAGAACGACGUUUUAUUCGUGUAUUCGCGCCAGUGUAUGUGUGUGUGCGUGUGUGCAUGUGAUGUGUGAGAAAGUUGGUGGCCAGGGCCCGGUAGUAGUAGCCAAGAAGAGUAUCGCCACCACCAGUAUCCAGUAACAGCAAACAACAACAACACCAACAGCAGCCGCCAUCAAUCAAACACUUGCCAGCAAGCCAGCGAACGUGCGUGCGUGUGUGUGUGUGUGUGUGCUCAAAGAAGUAGUGACGUGACGUGACGUGUGACAACCAAAGUCAAAGGGGCAACAGCCGCCACUAGAAGGGCAGCAAAAGAAAAAGAGAAAAAAGAAGAAGAAAUACCAGCGGCUUCUGGACGCUACGCUGGAGAUUAGUGCAUUUGCGAUCUAAAGGAGCAGUAGUAGUAGAAGGAGAAGGAGAAGGAGACCGGACCGCAGACCGGAGCGGAAGGAGAAGAAGAAGAAGGAGAAGGUAGUUUUCGCCGCUGGGCCCCCCCGUUCCCACACCAGCCGCCAGGAUACUGUCGUACGGGGCGGACGCCGAUCCGGCCGCCAUGAUGAACGAUCCGGCCGCCCUCGGCAUGAUCCCGUUCGAUACGAUCGGGCUGUACGAGCAGCCGAAGCCGCGCUUCAUCUUCAAGAUGCCGCGCGUCGUCCCGGACCAAAAGUCCAAGUUCGAGAGCGACGACCUGUUCAAGAAGCUGAGCCGCGACAGCGAGGUCCGAUACACUGGGUUCCGCGAUCGUCCGAUCGAGGAGCGGCGGGGCCGCUUCCGAGCCGGUUGCUGCGAGGGCCACACGGAAGUGUCGUUCGCCGCCACCGGCAUCAACCUGCAGCUCGUGUUCAACCCGAACCAUGGCCUCUACCACCACCCGCACCAUCACCACCAUCACCAUCCGGCGCAUCUCGGGCUGGAGAAGGAGUGUGACUUCGACAAGGAGCACGGCAAGGUUCACAUCAAAUCGCACUUCAUCAUGAACGGCGUGUGCGUGCGGUUCCGGGGCUGGCUCGAUAUGGAGCGGCUGGACGGUAUCGGGUGUCUGGAGCUGGACGAGAAGCGGGCCGCCCAGGAGGACGCGAUCCUGCGCGAGCAGCUCGAACGGUACAACCAGCGGCUGCGCGACUUCGAGGACAAACAGCGCACGUACCAGCGCACCACGCAGGACGAGUUCGAGCAGAUGCGCCGGAACGGGUCCGGUAUCGGUGUCGGUGUGACCGCCGGUGCGUCCGGCAUGUGGCGGCGAUAAGCCACCAUCCCACCCCGUUGCCGCUACCGUUGCCGCCACCCCCAACCCUUCCACCAGCUCGUACACAUACUCACCACACGGACAGAGAUAGGAAGAGAGAUAGGAAGAGGGAGUGCGCGGAAGUGAGAGUUGUGCCAAACCUGUCGAGGAAGGAGGAGGAGGAGGAGAAGGAGGAGGUGCGGGAGGUGGGUUUACUACGGGGCGCAUCGCGAUAACAUCCCCUCUCCCCCGUCCCCCUCCCCUAGCAUGUCCUGUUCCUAUUGCUGCUACUACUACUGCUGCUGCGAGAGGAUUGGCACACACACACAAACGCACGCACACACACACACGCACACCUGCUGACCUGGAUCCCCCUCCCUUCACCCGCCUCCAACUCCUUCUCUUGUCGCUUCCUCGCGUAAUCCGAGAACCGAUCGUGUCCGUGUGCGUGUGUGUAUGUGCCUGUGUGUAUGUGCGUGUGUGUGUGUGUGUGUGUCCGGCGGCAGGCCCCGUCGGGUCCAACACUCCUCACGCACUUCGGGGCGCUUUGGAGGGAUCCUCCCAGCAAUCCAGCGCGCAUCUCCAUCGAACAAAUGGUACCAAACACACACACACACACAUCAGAUCCUGUCCCUCCCCCUCACCCCUCUCCUCAACCCUCGACACACACGCACACAGGCUGACAGGCGGGCUGGCACAUGUGCGCACGGGCACAAAAUUGUGAAAUGCCCAAAACCGAGUUCAGGUGUUCGACGGAACGACACCAAUUCGGCCUCCUCCUCCUCCUCCUCCUCCUCCUUUUACCCCCUUUUCUCCCUCCCUAACACCCUCCCCACAACCCUCUACUGGCAUACAGCGGCAUACUGUACAUACUAAUGAUUAAGGCAAAAUGGCGAAGUGUUUGAAAGGUAGGAGGAUGGAGAGAGAGAGAGGGGAUGCUGGAACAGGAGAAGUAGUCAGUAGUGUACGGUAGCCUCCUUACUUACGCACGCACACACACACACACACACACACACACAUAUAUAUAUAUAUACUCACACACAGUGCUCGCCAAUAUGAUAGAGAUGGCGGCCGAUGAUGUCGUCGUAGGCCAGGCGUUGCACGAAUGGGUGAGAUGAGCCAAAUGUAUAGAUAUAGAACACCAGACCAGGCACGCUCAGGACGGACGAACGGAGCCAACCAGCAGCCCACAGCACCAUCACCACCACCACCACCAUCAACAACAACCUAGGCAACACUCUGGCAACCCUUUUUUGUCGUUUUCACCAGGAAAAAAGAAAGGACAACUUACUUCGCUGGUUGGUACGUCUCGCGAUCAGUGUGUUAAUCAGUGAUUGGUGACAUCAGCAGAGCAGCAGCAGCAACAACAACAGUAACAAAAACACUUCAAUUUUGUCUAUUUGUUACCCGUUUUCUCGUUCUUGACACAAUCCAAGCCAGCCAUAGCCCCCCAAACAGUGAGUGCUUGUUCACAUGUGUGUUGCGUGUGUUGUGUGUGUGUGUGUGUGUGUGUGUGUGUGUGUGUGUGUGUGUGUUGUGUGAGUGUAUUUGCGAGAAGCCGACGGCGACGUGCGUCCACUUUUGGCGACCGAUUCUAUUUUCUGAUUCCCAUUCUGGCUACGCUCAUUCUUUUGUUAGUCGCUCGGCGCCAUCUUGAGCUGUUUGGCACUGCUUUAGCGCUUAAUGAUUCGUGUGUAUGUGAAUGUGUGUGUGUGUGUAUGUGUGUGAUGCGUUCGUUUAACUAUGUGUAGGACCCGUACAGCCUAGUAACCUUAUUUUUAUUAUUAUUAUUUUAUUUUUAACGAUCCUUAUUAAUAUUACUAUUAUUAUUAUUAUUAUUAUUAUUAACAUUAUUAUUAUUUUUUUAAUAUUAUUAUUAUCAUUAUUAUUAUUAUUAUCAACACAAUCCUUAUUCACCUUACUGCAGCCAGGCUUAGGGUGCGUCCCGUGUUAGUCUCUCGUGUGUAUCGCUCAAAGCUUGCCGAUUCGAUUGUUAACAGGUGUACGUGUGUGCGUGUUAGGUAAGAGCAGUGCAAACACUCGCGCUCUAGGUAGCUCCAGGAACAAAGAAGUAAACCCAGAAAACGUCACAACAGCGAAAGGUAUUGACCACUGGCGCCAGGGUGUGCGCCAGGUAGUGCCACUAGCAAUGGCGAAAACCGAUAAGUAGCGAUCAAGCCGGCGGCAAAAUCCACGUCCAUUUUUUUGCUGUUGCUGCUGCUGCUGCUCAUGUUUUCUGCUCGGUUUUGCUCUCUCAGUUUUUUUGCGCCUCCCAGUUUCGCUUUCGUUACGUUUAUAGCGUGUGGUUUGGUGCGUUCGUCCUGACAAACUGACAAACAAACGGAGAGUGUCGAGUGUGAAGCUCCUCGAAAAGCAUGCCAACCAGGAUGCCCGGGCAUCCUGGCACAACGCACAACGUGUGUGUGUACACUACAGCAGGCGCAGCGUCCUGGUCUUUGUCGUGUUUAUCGUUUGAUUUUGUGUGACCAAAAUGAAAAGCUAGAUAAAUCGAUUAGUGGGACGCCCCCGAUAUUAAGUGGCCGAAUAGUAAUUGUAAAACCGAACCGACGAACCCCCGAGGGCCGGGAGCUAGAAUUUCGGAAUCGUCGGAAGGAAAAAAAAAGGGGGUUUACGAGGGGAUGAAUGAAGGGAAAUCGAAGUGAAUGAUAAAGAAAAUGGAAGAAAAAUCGGAAAAAAUAACAUAAAAACGACACAAAUAUGGAGAGAGAAAGAGAGAAAGAGAGAGAGAGAUAGUAUGAUGCAGGGGUUAUAAACGCGCAUACAGACAGGGCAAUAGGGAUAGGACAGGAAAAUGAGAAAAGCAACAAAAAAAAAAAAACAAAACAAAAAGAAUAGCAGCCAAAAACAAAGAGUUAAGACGUGCAGAAAACAACAAGAAAAAGAUGUAGAAAAAAAAGAUAAUACACACACAUACAGAUAUACAAAACGCGAAAAACGGCCAAUGGCCGGGGUAAACAUCUAAACAUUUGCGAAAACUUGGGAAGAGUGUCCCCGAAAUCAGUGUAAUGGCCAAGAACAAGUAGAAGAAGGAUUAAGUAAAGCGAAGAAAAGUGAGCGAAACGGAGAGAAAACAGGAAAAAAGAGAAAAAGAGAGAGAGAGAGCGAGAGAGAAUGACAGAAAACAGAGAAAACCGAGAUAGUUGGACCGUGAGGCUCCCCUUUUGUUAGAUAUCUCCUGCAAAUGAAAAUAUAUACAAAAACAA
This is a messenger RNA of Anopheles darlingi, 4483 nucleotides long. It is a transcript of the gene Bgb, whose product is annotated as protein big brother. Gene Ontology annotation, cellular component: core-binding factor complex; nucleus. The record is from RefSeq and is a predicted model, not a curated record. Gene Ontology annotation, biological process: regulation of transcription by RNA polymerase II. The transcript is spliced from 3 exons. Bases 588 to 1280 code for a protein of 230 amino acids. Gene Ontology annotation, molecular function: sequence-specific DNA binding; transcription coactivator activity. Lineage: Eukaryota; Metazoa; Arthropoda; Insecta; Diptera; Culicidae.